AUGUUGGUUGCUCUGCUCUGCUUACUGGUGACUGUGGUUUACACUUGUGACAUAGAUGUCGAACUUGAGUCUCAAACUGAUGGCAUUAUGCAUUCUCAGUUCACAUUUCACAAUGGAACAAAGAGCAAAGUACACCACUACAAGAAGAAAGGAGAUAAAAACAAAGCUCAUAUCGUAGGUGGUUUAUGCAAUUUGCAACCGACCAUUCUCAAGACUUAUAAAGAGGAUCCCGAGUUAGGAUCAGGCAAGCAAAUCGGAGAAACAAGGGCUUUCCUCGAAGGAGCUGGAAUGGUUCACUACAUGGUUCACCAUGAUGCAUGGCCACGUAUGGGAAUGAGAGUUGGUGUUUCGUGUGGAUUCGGUGACUGCGGUGGCAGAGGAUGA
Messenger RNA from Cylicocyclus nassatus, 384 nucleotides. Lineage: Eukaryota; Metazoa; Nematoda; Chromadorea; Rhabditida; Strongylidae. The record is from the annotation of a GenBank genome assembly.